CGCCCCCGCCCAGUCCGGAGCAGCCGACGCUCAGGGUUGGGGACCACCGCCCCCGGAGCUGCUGGGGCCCGCCCGCUUCGCCCUGGAGAUGUACAACCGCGGCCGGGCUGCGGGGACGCGGGCUGUGCUGGGGGCCGUACGCGGUCGCGUCCGCCGGGCGGGCCAUGGGUCUCUGUAUUCCCUGGAGGCGACCCUGGAGGAGCCGCCCUGCAACGACCCCACCGUGUGCCAGCUCCCUGUGUCGAGGAAAACCCUGCUCUGCAGCUUCGAAGUCCUGGAUGAGCUAGGAAAACACAUGCUGCUGAGGCGGGACUGUGGCCCAGUGGUUACCAAGGUUACAGAUGACGGAAAUGAAGCUUUAAAUUCAGGCCUUCCGCUAUUGACCAAGGAUCCACUGUCCCAGGACUUUUCUGUGAAGAUGGCCUCAAUCUUCAAGAACUUUGUCACUACCUAUAAUCGGACAUAUCAGACUAAGGAAGAAGCCCAGUGGCGCCUGUCUGUUUUUGCCAGUAACAUGGUGAGAGCUCAGAAGAUCCAAGCCCUGGACCAUGGCACAGCUCAGUAUGGGGUCACCAAGUUCAGUGACCUCACAGAGGAGGAAUUCCGCACCAUCUACCUGAAUCCCCUGCUAAGAGAGGUGCCUGGCAAGAAGAUGCACCUAGCCAAGUCCAUAGGAGACCCUGCCCCACCUGAAUGGGACUGGAGGAAAAAUGGGGCUGUCACCAAAGUCAAGGACCAGGGCAUGUGUGGCUCCUGCUGGGCCUUCUCAGUCACAGGCAAUGUGGAAGGCCAGUGGUUUCUGAACCGGGGAACCCUGCUCUCCCUGUCUGAGCAGGAGCUCUUGGACUGUGACAAGAUGGACAAGGCCUGCAUGGGUGGCUUGCCCUCCAACGCCUACUCAGCCAUAAAGAAUUUGGGAGGGCUGGAGACAGAGGAUGACUACAGCUACCAGGGCCACAUGCAGGCCUGCAACUUCUCCGCAGAGAAGGCUAAGGUCUACAUCAAUGACUCAGUGGAACUGAGCCAAAAUGAGCAAAAGCUGGCAGCCUGGCUGGCCAAGAAGGGCCCAAUUUCUGUUGCCAUCAAUGCCUUUGGCAUGCAGUUCUACCGCCAUGGGAUCGCUCACCCACUCCGGCCCCUCUGUAGCCCUUGGCUCAUUGACCAUGCCGUGCUGAUUGUGGGCUAUGGCAACCGCUCUGAGGUUCCUUUCUGGGCCAUCAAGAACAGCUGGGGCACUGACUGGGGUGAGAAGGGUUACUACUAUUUGCAUCGUGGGUCCGGGUCCUGUGGGGUGAACACUAUGGCCAGCUCGGCGGUGGUGAACUGAGGAACCCACCAGUUCAGGACCUGGUGCUAACCAGAGCAGCCCCUUCCCCAGCCUGACCUGCAUGCCCAGGCCCUCCCCAGGUGGCACAGCUGGCUGCGGGAUGGGCACUGGGCUAGGGGCACAGCCCUGUUCUUCCCCCUCACUCCCAUCCUGAAGUUCCCCAACCGCACCUUUGCUGAAUUGUGGUAGCUAGGAGGAUCUCAGGGUGAUGGAUGACGUCUUGGCAGCUGGAGCCAGGGCAAGAACUCUGGGCUUGGGUAAGGAACAAGAAAAUAUUCUGAUCUUAAACCCAACUGUAUCUUCAGGAGGUUCUGGCUUCUCAUCCUGGCUUUCCUCUGUCUGAUGCUAUAAAUUUUCUGGUCCCCCUGGAUUGGAGAUAGUGUCCCCUUCCAUAUCCAGGCAACUUAUAACCACCCUUUUCUAACAGCAAUAAAGAGGUGUCCUGGUCCCCA
Molecule: messenger RNA, 1779 nt
Organism: Tupaia belangeri chinensis (Chinese tree shrew)
Lineage: Eukaryota; Metazoa; Chordata; Mammalia; Scandentia; Tupaiidae
Gene: CTSF
Product: cathepsin F
Biological process (GO): proteolysis
Molecular function (GO): cysteine-type peptidase activity
Source: RefSeq, a predicted model, not a curated record